CCCCCCUCCCCUCAGUAUUUCACUGAGAAAAAAGCAGAACAGCAAGGGACACAUCUCCAAGCAGAUGUUGGCUUGCUGUGAGGACUGGCAAUGGCUUCUCAUAACAGAACCACUGGAAAAGCAAGGCUGAUGGUGACCAGGGCAGUAACAAAGAACAGGCCAGCAGAGACCAACUCAGAGGUGGACAAGUCAGCAUCACCCUCAGUGGCUCAGCUAGCAGGAAAGUUCAAAGAGCAAGCAGCCAAUAUCCCUGGAAAAGAGGUACCACCACAUAAGCCAACUAGGAGGAAACCACCCUGCUCCCUUCCCUUGUAUUCCCACAAAACUGAGACAAGUGACAAUGAUGAGCAAAAGCGGUCGCCGAAUGCUUGCCCCAUUCCCAAGGUCAAGGUGAAAAGCUCACCCAUGAUUGAAAAGCUGCAGGCCAAUCUGGCUUUUGCUCCAGCUGCUCUGCUGCCGGGAGCGUCUCCUAAAAGUCCUGGGAUGAAAGUCCUGGUUUCUCCAUUCAGCACGCCUCCCUCAACGCCCACCAGCCCAGGGACUCAGUCCCAGCCCAGUGAGACACCAGUCAGCUUUGAUCAGCCCCCAGAAAGCACUCAGCUCCAGUUCUACAACAAGGUGCGGACACGAGGGUCCAUAAAGCGCAGACCUCCCUCCCGGAGGUUCCGGAGAUCUCUGUCCGAGUACGGAGACGGGGAGGAUUUAGGGGUCAACCUGUCCUCUCCAGAAAAUGGUGCCAGGGAAGAUGAGGUCUUUGGGCCCAAUGGCAAGACAGAGGAGGUGGAAACAGGGAGCAAAGAGGAAAAGAAAAAGUCAGGGUCUGAUGAGAAGCUAGCGUCAAGGACAGGAUCCAGCAGAUCAGAGGAUGAAGAAAAAGGGAGCAAAGAGCAGAAGAAACAGGCAGAGUCUGAUGAGAAGCCCCCAUCAAGGAGAGGAUCCAGUAGAUCAGAAGAUGGGGAAAGAGGGGAAAAACAGGCAGAGGAAAUUACUCCUUGCAAGAAUAACACGGGGAAUACAAAGGGAGAGGAAGUGUGUCAUGAUGCCCCAGGAGAGGAGAACUCUCCUCAGCCUCCCUCUGGAAACAGUGAGAUGUGUGACAGUCCCCAGGGAGAAGAGCAGCAAAGCACUGCCUGUGAACAAGGAAAGGGGGACAAGGAGAAGGAGGAAGCUGAAGCUGAAACAAAGGAGAGCAGUGAGAGCACAGACACACAGAGAACAUCAGACACUGAAGAAGCAGCUCUGGCACCUGAACCACUGCAGGAUGCAGUGGGAUUAGGGACUGCCAGCGAGCCUUCAGUGUCAGUCACGCAGGACCAGGGCACAGCGUAGCUGUGACACACAGGUAAGAUGUGAUGGUGGCUCCCAAGGCACCUGAGGGUUUUGCUGUUAGCAAAAAAUGGCAACUGUGACAGAACACAACAACAAUUUUGCUGCUCCCCACAUGUCAAAAGCCUCAGAUCUUAGGCCUGCAGAGACUGUGAGGCAGGGUACUCAAAAUGACCAGCCCUCCUGGGUGGUGCUACAGAGAGGAUGGAAAAGAAGCAAAGCUGAUUCUGGAUUCAGUAUAAUGGAGAGGCUCUGCUCACCAGGCACCCUCCUGCAUUGCUGUUUUGAAAGCAAUCUGAAAGUACUUGCAGUAAAAAGCACAUUUCCCCAGCCAUAACCAUGUAUACACUAUAUCGAUAUGACUCCUUAUAUAUAAAUAUUUAUAUGUGUGCACACGUUGUAUGUAUACAUGUGUACAUAUAUAUAUAUUCCCUAUGUGUUUAGCUUGUUUGCUUUGCCAACAAAUGCAGGGCACAUCAGUUUAAUGAUCAGCUCUGAAAGUGUGCAAGCAGGGGCCUUUACCACUGAAAUAAAAGCGGAUUUCCGCUGGCUGAAGCAGGCCUUGUUCCAUAUAUCUUCUUGUGUGUUCUGUAACCACUGAUAACAUAGCCAGAUGCCUGAGGAUGUGUCUCAUCCCACCUCAACCACCUCCUCUUCAAAUGCUUCCUUGGUUUGGCAAGGAGCAGAUGAAGGAAGGAUUCUGGUGCUUGGGCUGCAGCUCACCUUUGCCUCCUAGAACAGAAACCACCAAAGUGCCCCCAGGACUUCCCAGCACUGUCUUUGCUUAGACCCAUGAUUAUUUUUCAUUAUUUUCCUACUUAUUUUCCCCUCUCAAAAAGA
Messenger RNA from Sturnus vulgaris (Common starling), 2166 nucleotides. It is a transcript of the gene RCSD1, whose product is annotated as RCSD domain containing 1. The record is from RefSeq and is a predicted model, not a curated record. Gene Ontology annotation, biological process: skeletal muscle contraction; retrograde transport, endosome to Golgi; protein localization to endosome. Gene Ontology annotation, cellular component: early endosome; WASH complex. Gene Ontology annotation, molecular function: phosphatidylinositol phosphate binding; actin filament binding; retromer complex binding. Lineage: Eukaryota; Metazoa; Chordata; Aves; Passeriformes; Sturnidae.